AUGCAAAAAAAGUAAUUACAAAAUUUACAUCUUGAAGGAACUGAGUCUUAAAAACGGCCAUACACCGCCAUUGCUAACUCUAUCAAGUCAAGCCUCAAGUCCUUGAGCAAAAAGGAAAGAUCUGAAAUAAUUCAAAGAAACUUAACAUCUUAAUCCAAGACAUUACCAAAUAUUUCAAAGUAUUUGAAGGUCAUAAUCUAUGAAUUUUUAAGCCCUAAGGAGAUUUUCCAUGCAAUGAGGAUCUGCAGGACAAUGUAUCAAGCUUCAAAUGAGCCAGGUACUUGGGAGAGAUAUAUACCACUUCAUAAGAACUAAGAAAUAAUUAAGUUGAUCUAAGAUUAGCACUAAAAUAAUGGAACUAACCCUGGUAUUCUAGAUGAUUAGCAGUUUAUUGUGAGUAAGAAGCGUCUGUACUUUUUGAGGGAGUAGGUUACUAGGAGAAACAUAUGCGAGAGAAAGCUAUUUCAGCAGUUUAACUUGAUAGGGCACGAUCAAGCUAUCACAUGCUUAGACAGUUUGAAUAUUGGCGUAGUAGCAAGUGGCAGUAAAGAUAAAACUGUAAGAGUUUGGGAUUUUAUCAAGAUGAAGUCCUAUAAACUUGAAGGAGCUCAUAAAAAUUGGAUAUAAAAGGUUCAGUUUAUAAACAGAUAAGAUGGAAAGAGUUUAGUUACAGCUGGUACUGAGAGAUUUUUAUGUCUGUGGGAGUACAAUGCAAAGACAAAGAAUUAUGAACUCUAAUCAACAAUUAAAGACCACCUAUCAUGUAUUAACGGAAUAGAUAGUAUUGAAUUAAGAGAUGGUAAUCCUGAAGAAAAGUAAAAGAUUCACUAUAGCUUUUCGUCAGAUGGGACUGCAAUUCUUUGGGAUUUUUCUAAUCUAAGGAAGCCAAAGAAACUGGCCUAAUUUAGCGAUCACCAAGAAAGCUCCAUAAGAUAUAUGAAGCAUAAUCAGAGACUGCUUGCAUCCUAUUCUCCCGAUUCCAAUUAAAUUAGCAUCAGAGAUUACCAUAGUCCUGGAUUCUCUUAAGUUUGUUAAAUUUCAAAUGAUGCUCUAAGAAAUAGUAUGAUAAGUAAUGUGACUCAAGGAAAUAAUACUUUCAUGCAUGAAAUAGGUGAUUUUCUUCUAACUUAAGACAAUUUACUUAUCACUUCUGAUUAGAAGCGCAUUAGAAUAUGGGAUCUAAGAUCUAAUAAAUAAACUAAUGAAUUUAGAGAAGAUGUUAAUGAACCUAGAGAAAUAAUAUCUCAUGACGCUUUUUCAUUUAAGAGCGUAAUGAAGUAUUAUGAAGAUGAGAAAGAAUUGAUAGUAAGUUUCAGAGGAGGGGAAAAUGUGCACAAAUUUGAUAUUAGGAAAAAUCAAAGUGUCGAUAGUUAUGGAUUUCAUGACUAUCCUAUAUCUAGCUUCACUACCGGUAAAGGAGUAUUAAACAGAGUUGGCGUAUCUAUUGAUCCUAUGAACAAGUUUUGCGUCUAUGAUUUUAAUAAGUCAAGCAAUGAUCACAAUAAAAGCUAUAAAAUUGCUUGUGGAGUACAUUCAAUCAUAUAUGAACUCGAUUUAAAUGAGAAUUUCUUGGUAAGUGGGAGUAUUGCUGGUGAUAUUAAGAUUUGCUAUUUCCCUUUCUUUUAAUCAGAGAUAAGAAGAGCUUCCUCAGUUAUAAACUUAAAACAUCAUAAUUGA
Molecule: messenger RNA, 1677 nt
Organism: Stylonychia lemnae
Lineage: Eukaryota; Ciliophora; Spirotrichea; Sporadotrichida; Oxytrichidae
Source: the annotation of a GenBank genome assembly